GCCGGCGACCUCCCCGCCAGGCCGGGCGGUCCCCGCGCAGGACGCACCUGCGCAGGAGGCCCCCGGCCCGGGGCUGGCGUGGAGGCCGCAGGCGCCCGGCCUAGCUGGUGGGAGGAAGGGCCGGGAGUGGGCGCGAUGGGCGAGAGCGGGUGCGGACGCCGAUAACAUCUCCGUCGCACCGGGGCCUCGGGGAGGACUUCGAGCCGCGCAGAGCUCGAAGACUCGCACAGUAUGACCGAAAGCCCCUCCCUGCCUUCUCUAAGCAGCUCAGCCUGUUUCUGUAGCCAGAAAGUUACAGUUCUCCCCAUUCGAAGCAACCAAAGUCAGAAAAGUGUUGCAAAUGGGACUCCCAGAGGCCAGGCUGAAGCUGCCACACUAGCUGGAAUCGGCUACCUUGGAGGGGGACGUGGGAAUUCAUUCCAAGGGGCGGGGGAUUCUUUCAAAGAGCAUCUCGCCUGCUUAUAAAGGAGGCUGGCUCUGAAGCCGUCAUCUGGAGUCUGUGGUGAAGGCCUCUUGUUAGGGAAACUGGAUGGUUCGUGUUCAAAAUCCAUUUUGCGUGUGUGCAAGGACACAGGUGGUAUUAAACAGAUGAGAAAAUCAGAUGACUGAAAUUUUCAAUACUAAAUAAGAUGAUUUUUAGUUUUUCUAGGGGCACUGUUGUUUGUGACCACAAUGAAAAAUGUAGACAGUGAUGAUCUGGUAACUGGCACACUUCCCAAGCUCAAGAGCUCAAAAGAACGGUUGGAGCCCAAGCCCGUUUGUUUUAUGGAGGUCUUAGCUAAAGAAGAUACUGAGGCAACUAUUCAAUCAAUAUUAUACAGAGAAAAUUAUGUAAUUAAGGAACUAGAUGAGUAUUUACAACAUCAUGCCUUCUUAAAUGCAAGAAGAAAGGAGAUGUUAUAUAAAAGAUGGGUUGACUGUGUGGCAGAUCCUCUUCAGAAGAAAAUUAGAGAAAAAGUUUGCUCACAUAAGAAGAUUAAAAAAAGGAGGCAAGGGGAAUUAGAUGGCUUUUUAAGACAUGUAAAUAAAAAGGGAAAUGCAUUUAUCGAACAUUAUGAUCCAAAAGAGUAUGAUCCCUUUUAUAUGAGCAAGAAGGACCCCAAUUUUCUGAAGGUUACCAUCCCACCAUUUCAUGACCCCUUGAAAAAAGCACAAUAUGACAAGGAUAAUGAAAAAAGAACUCUUCUUCAGUGUGAGACUGGCAAAAUAUAUUCAAUAAAGGAAUUCAAAGAAGUUGAGAAAGCUCAGCUGCAUUCCAAAUUCCCACAAAUUUCUAAUUCAAGGCACUUUAUGACUCCAAACGAGUGGCUGAAACUGCCUACAAGAUACAUAGAAAGUGAAUUUUGUAAAAGGAGAAGGUUAAAGGUGAGAGUGAAUUUUAACGACUGUAGUUUUGAUUUGAAACCCUUGGCAAGAGCUCCUUACCUUUUGGAAUCCCAGGAAGAAGAAAAAUCAGUUAUUUACAAAAACAAAGGGUCAUCCUUUCUAGAAAGAGAAUCACUGUGUUAUCAGGAGGGAAAGAAUCCAAGUGCCAAAGAGGCCACCUCUGAAGGGUAUUUUUCUUCCUUGAGCCUCAGCCAGGAACGGGAGGAAGACCAGGUUGGGUUUCAGCAACCAAGGAGCACACACCCUGAUCCUUGGUUGGUGAAAAGAUACACAAAAUCAGGCUGCUUCAGAGGAAGUCAUCUGCUCGCAGGAAUCAGGGUGAAGCCCAAGGAAGGCACUCAAGAAUUGUCCUGUCUCUAAAAAAAAGCAUCUGCAACAAACUUCCUUUAAUUUUUGAUUUCAGUGUCUGUGAUAAUUAAGAAAUGGCAAUACCAUGUAUUUUCCCCAGAAGUUAAGAAAUACCGCUGAACGAACCAAUAAAAAUAAUUACAGCUCCCUCA
Symphalangus syndactylus (siamang) is the source of this 1886-nucleotide messenger RNA. RefSeq names its product protein FAM228B. The record is from RefSeq and is a predicted model, not a curated record. NCBI's taxonomy places the organism in Eukaryota, Metazoa, Chordata, Mammalia, Primates, Hylobatidae.